Messenger RNA from Hyaloscypha bicolor E, 1134 nucleotides. RefSeq names its product N-terminal nucleophile aminohydrolase. The transcript has 2 exons. The record is from RefSeq and is a predicted model, not a curated record. NCBI's taxonomy places the organism in Eukaryota, Fungi, Ascomycota, Leotiomycetes, Helotiales, Hyaloscyphaceae. Bases 1 to 1134 code for a protein of 377 amino acids.
AUGUGUCGUUGGUUUGCUUACAUCUCCGCAACGGAGCCAUGUCUUCUAGAAGACGCCCUCGUCACACCUGUCCACGCCCUUUCCAAACAAGUCCACGAACACUACCUCCCUAAGCUCCUCUCCCACGACCCCUCAGCCCACACCCAAUACACAACUGAAGCCGAAGUAACUACCCGCAACCGCCUCUUCAAUGUCGAUGGCUUCGGUAUGGCCUGGUAUAGCCCCGACCUCUCAACCUUCUCUCCAUCUUCCUCAACCAAGCCCACAUUGCACCCCGCACUUUACAAAUCUAUCCAACCUCCCCUCCACGAUUCCAACUUCCGCAGCCUCUGCGCCAACACGUCCUCCCCUGUCCUCCUGGCACACAUUCGAGCGGCGACAGCGACAGCCAUCACACCAACCAAUAACCACCCCUUUACCUUCGGCAUCCACACCAUAAUGCACAACGGCUACAUCUCCUCCUUUGCCCUCAUCAAGCGCGCCCUCUGCGCCGCCAUGUCCCAAGAAACAUACGCGCACAUCCAAGGCGGCACCGACACGGAACACUUCGCCGCCCUCCUCAUGACGAACCUGUGUCCCCCCUCUACUUCUCACAACCCAAACCCUUACUCCGGAGAAGAAAGCGAGGCGUCAUUCCCAGCGGCGUGGGAGCAUUACCACAGCGUCGAAGAAAUGCACGCCGCUCUAGUGCAAACGAUCUCCACGAUCAUUGAAAUCCAGAAGUCUGAGCUGGGUGCGAAAGCAGAGCCUAAUGAUCUGAAUAUCUGCGUUACGGAUGGACGGUCGCUUGUUGCGUGUAGGUACCGGAAUCAUGCUACUGAGCAGCCUCCUUCCCUUUACUAUUCUACGGCUGCAGGCGUGACGUUGAAUAGACAGUUCCCUGAUCAUCCUGACGGAGCAAAGGGUCCGCAUGGGAAGGGGAAUGGGAAGGCUGUGAGUGGGAAGAAGGCGGCUGAGGGUGCUGAGGGACACAACCCUCAUGCGAGGCGGGAUGCGGGAGAUCAUGGGAAGCAUGCUAUUGUUGCGAGUGAGCCGACGACGUAUAAAGAAAAGGAGUGGACGUUAAUUGAGAAGAAUCGGGUUGUCUUGGUUGGUCCUGAUGGCACUGUGACGGUUGAGGAGAUUGGUGUUUGA